Molecule: messenger RNA, 4815 nt
Organism: Cyprinodon variegatus (sheepshead minnow)
Lineage: Eukaryota; Metazoa; Chordata; Actinopteri; Cyprinodontiformes; Cyprinodontidae
Gene: mapkbp1
Product: mitogen-activated protein kinase binding protein 1
Exons: 31
Coding region: 223-4509 (1428 amino acids)
Molecular function (GO): protein binding
Source: RefSeq, a predicted model, not a curated record
GCUGUCGGUUUGGCCGUGCGUCUCCAGCCUGUCCGCUUUAAACCUUUUACUGCAGCGGAAAAAAUGGCGAACUGGAUCCUAAGGAACUGGGCCCAGGCUGUCUGACAGGUUCCGGUCCAGUUCGGACCGUGGACAGCAUGCCCGGACCGCCACCGGACGGAUAGCGCUUCACCGCGACCCAAACAGUCCUCUAGACGAGAGCUGCCGGCGGAGGGUGACGAGAUGUCGGCGGAGGGAAGCGGAACCAUCCGCAGGCGGAUCAAGAACCUGCUGCGCUCCCCGUCCAUCAAACUGAGACGGACCGGAGCGGCUCGGAACCAAAACGACCUUAGCGGCAAGGUGACGUUGGAGAAGGUUCUUGGGAUCACGUCCCUGGGUAACCGAGCGCUGUCCUGUGACCCCCGUACUGGACUACUGGCCUAUCCUGCUGGGUGUGUGGUGAUCCUGCUGAAUCCUCGGAAGAACAAACAGCAUCACAUCUUCAACAGUUCCAGGAAGGCGAUCACCACGCUGGCCUUUUCUCCUGAUGGGAAAUACAUGGUGACCGGGGAGAGCGGCCACAUGCCGGCGGUUCGAAUCUGGGAGGUGUCGGAGCGUACUCAGGUGGCCGAGCUGCAGGAACAUAAAUACGGGAUCUCCUGCGUGGCGUUCUCUCCUAACGGGAAGUACAUCGUCAGCGUGGGCUACCAGCACGACAUGAUGGUGAACGUGUGGAACUGGAAGAAAAACGUGGUGGUCGCAGCAAACAAGGUGUCCAGCAAGGUGACGGCCGUCUCCUUCUCCAGUGACAGCUCCUACUUCGUUACCUCCGGCAACCGGCAUGUGAAGUUCUGGUACCUGGACCACACCAAGACCUCCAAGGUAAACGCCACCGUUCCCCUGCUGGGGCGCUCGGGUCUGCUUGGAGACCUCCGGAACAACUUCUUCAGUGACGUGGCGUGCGGCCGCGGCCGACGAUCCUCCUCCACCUUUAGCAUCACGUCCUCAGGGCUGCUGUGCGAGUUUAAUGACCAGCGGCUCCUGGACAAGUGGGUGGAGCUACGGACAGUCGACUCUGUCUCUACAUCUCAGGCCACCUGUCUGUCUGUCACUGAGGAGUUUAUCUUCUGUGGUUGUUCUGACGGGACGGUUCGAGCCUUCAGUCCUGUCGACCUGCACUUCCUCUGCACGCUGCCGUGUCCACACCGCCUGGGCGCCGACGUCGCCUCCGUGGUCCAUGCCAGCCAGCUCUUCUCCUCCAGAGAGGAUUCUCGGUAUCCAGACACCGUAGCUGUGACCUUUGACCCCACUAACCGCUGGCUGUCUUGCGUCUACAAUGACCACAGUCUGUACGUGUGGGACAUCCAGGAGCUCCGCAGGGCAGGGAAGCUCUACUCGGCCCUCUACCACUCCUCCUGCGUGUGGGGCCUGGAGGUGAGCGGUGAUGGAGAUGGAGGUGGUGAGGCGCAGUCCCCCCCAGGUUCCUUCCUGUCCUGUUCCUCUGAUAACACCAUCAGGCUGUGGAACAUCGACAGACACAACAUCCUCCACAGGAAUAUCCUGAGCAACGACCUACAGAAGGUCCUCUAUGUGGACAACAACAUCAGCAGCCUUCUGGACACGGACAGCAUCACUGCUGCCUGCACCAACUCUGAGAAGGUAGGCUCAUCUGUACCGGAGGCACAGCAGCUGGACCAGAACCGAGUGGGCAUCAGAACCCUGAGAGUCAGUCCAGGUGGAAAACAUCUGGCCUCUGGAGACCGGGUCGGAGUCCUCCGGAUCCAUGAUCUGCAGAGCAUGGAGGAGAUCCUGAAUGUUCAAGCUCACGACUCUGAGAUCCUCUGCCUGGAGUUCUCCAAACCCGACACUGGUCUCCAGCUGUUGGCCACAGCCAGUCGGGACCGUCUGAUCCAUGUCCUGGAUGCAUCCAGAGACUACAGCCUGGUCCAGACUCUGGAUGAACACUCUUCCUCCAUCACCGCCCUCAGAUUCGCUGCCAAUGAGGGGAAGGUGUGGAUGAUCAGCUGUGGAGCCGAUAAGAGCGUCUACUUCCGUACAGCGCAGCAGACGAAAGAAGGUUUGGAGUUCACACGGGCGCAUCACGUUGUCAGGAAGACCACCCUGUAUGACAUGGAUGUGGAGCCAACCCGGAGAUACGCCGCAGUUGGAUGUCAGGACCGCAAAAUCAGAAUCUUUAACAUUGCCAAUGCCAAACAGAAGAAGGUCUACAAAGGUUCUCAGGGCGAGGAGGGGACGGUCAUCAAGGUGCAAAUUGACCCAUCUGGACUCUACAUCGCCACCUCCUGUUCAGACAAGAAUGUGUCCAUAUUUGACUUCUGUUCUGGAGAGCGUGUGGCCACCAUGUUUGGACACUCAGAGAUCGUAACGGGGCUGAAGUUCAGCAACGACUGCAGACACCUGAUCACCGCAUCAGGAGACAGCUGCAUGUUUGUUUGGCGCCUGAGUGCAGAGCUGACCAUCAGGAUGAGGCAUCAGCUGGCCAAACUCCGACCUUCCAGCUCAGUUCCUAACCCCCUCAGCACCUCUGACCAGAGGGCGGUGGAGCCCAGAGCUGCAGUCGCUCCGUGUGUGGUCAACCUGUCAUCUGACAGCGACGCAGAGGAAGAAGAGGGAGGGAUAUCCACAGACAGCCCAGAGGAGAUCAAGGAAGACUCUGAUGAGACAAACCGCAAAGACAUCAGAAAAGAGAGCCAGGCUCCACCCCCUCGCCGCCGCUGGUCGAGGAGGACGGCAAACGCAGACAGUGUGAUGACGGUGAAGUCCAUGCUGGACCUCAGACUGCUGGACUCCUACGGCCCGGAUGGCUGGGAGGAGAUGGAGGAGGAGAAGCCAUGGAACCCCAUGGAUACCUCCUGUAGCCUGAGGAGGAGGAGCAAGGACAAGGAGCUGCUGCUUCAUCGCAACAGUGAUAACCUGCAGAGUACAGUUAGUCUCCAAGUCCCCUCUGUGAGGGGAGAUGAGGAAGUAAAGACCAAUCAGAGGCCAGAUUUCAUCAUGCUGUCCCUCCAGAGCCUAAACAUGGAGGAUCCGGUGCUAUUUCCUGACAAAUGGGAGGACAGGAUGAGCCUGAUGGGAAGUGACUUCCAGGUGAAGGAGGCGCUUCCUCCAGCUGGUCAUGGUCGGCAGGACAAACCCAGUCCAGACAGCGGCUGCUCCAUCAGAUUCAGCUCCGCCGUGUCCAGCCCAGAGAGGACGACUGCAGACGACGCGGAGCCUCUUAGUGUCGAUGGGAACCCCUCAGAGUUGGAAGAGGAGGACGAAGAGGAGAGACCUCAGACGGUUCCUCAGACUCCAGACCAGGAGGCUUUCCUGAAGGAGCACUUUGUCGCCUUGGCUCAGCUGUCUGCCUCAGGUCAUCCCAGCAUGGUCUACCACAGCUCCAACGAGAGCCUCAGCAUCUCCUCCAGGUUCCUCCACCAGAGCUCACCUGGAAGUGGGACGGAGGCUCCGCCCUCUCAGCACACCCACCAUAGAGCUAAUGGAGAAGUGAAGGCCAGGCCGCCCGAUUCAGAUGAUAGGAACCAGAGCAAAACUCAAGAAAAACAGCGAGAAGCCUCAAUGACCCAUCAAGACCAAUCAUGGCUCCGCCCUGCUCAGAACCAGGGUCCCGUCCAGGGGGAGGGAGCAGGAGCCACCAACCGGACCCACCUCACUCCUGACAACUCAGCACAGAACGUCCACAGCCCAGCGGUUCCCAGAGGUAACCAGGACCUGGAGGCCCCUAGACUCCAGAGGGCCCAGUCAGUGCACAGUCUGCAGGUCAUCUCAGGAGACCCUGUAGAUCCUCAGCUGGUCUCCAGGGAGGCCCCCCCUCAGCGUCCCACCUCUCUGUCCUCCCCAAAGCCCGGGUCCGUCUCUCAACGGGAGGGCGCCACGGCCACACAGAGGAAGUCCUCCUCACCCUCUCCAACAACAUCAGCACCCCGUUCCUACAUGAGUCCCACCGCCAGCUCCAUGGCCAAGAUGUCCCGCUCAGUCUCCAUCGGGGAAAACCUGCACCUCUCUGAACCUGCUGAUGACGCUGCGGCGCCGUCCUCCUCAGAGGCUGCUGCGGUAGCCCCCCCGCCCCAUUAUGCCGCCCCUGUUGUCGUAUCCUCCUCCCUUUCGUUGUCUGGGGGAAAUCACAAUAACCGGGCAGCCCCUCCUCGAAGCCUACAGGCUCGUGUCCCAGGCAGUAGCCGGCCUCUUCCAGACAAGCUCUCCCUGGACUUCUUCUCCCCAUCCUCCAGGUUUGGUGGCUUCUCCUCCUCAGAGCAGCCCCCCCUAGUCCCUGCCCCCCCGGUGAGUCUGCCCCAACAAGAGGAGGGGCAUCUAAUCCGUGCAGGUACCGGUGGAGACUUCAUAGAUGAUCCAGAUCAGCAGGUCAGUCUGGAGACCUGUAAGGCUCUGACCAAUGAGCUGCAGAGAUGCUUCAGGAGAGCAACACACCUGUACAGGAAGGUGAUGACCGUGCUUCCACCGUUGGCUUCAUCACUGAUAUUCCCACUUAUAUUUUCAGAUGCUCAUUAAAACCUGUCCAGUUUAUAAUCCUCAGUCAUUUUAGAGACUUACUUGCUGAUUCUGAGUAAAUCUGAUUUCACUGCAGCUAAAAUAGUCUGAGGAUAUCUGAACUUUCUGUAUUUAUUUUAAAGUCACAGGUGUUGUGUUUAUUAGAGAGAGUUGAACUGAUGUCCUGAAUAGGAACAGAACUGGCCUUUUAAACCAUAUUCUGAAUCUUUGCCUAGCGACUAGCGCUGUUAGCAUUACUAAACAUCAAUCUCUGCUUGUAUUUCCUAGAGAACAUAAAAUCUAAUGCUACGUUCAGACCUAAAGCAG